Messenger RNA from Phytomonas sp. EM1, 276 nucleotides. The record is from the annotation of a GenBank genome assembly. NCBI's taxonomy places the organism in Eukaryota, Euglenozoa, Kinetoplastea, Trypanosomatida, Trypanosomatidae.
AUGAACAGCGGCAGCGAUGAUGAAGAUUUAGUGAUGUUGGGUAUGAAAACCCCACCACCAGGGGAAUCUGCUCAGUCCCCAGAGGAUGGUAUGUUGCCACUCUCCUCUGAUUUCUCGACAUCUUCAUUCGCGGGCGAAAGUGCCUCGCCAGCUUCUCUUCCCCCGAAAGGAGGAAGCGUGGUAGGUCCUAAGAAGAAAGCUAUCAGAUUGGCGAGGCGCGACAGGGUCGCAGGACCCAAAAACGAGGUUUCGCCAAUUCAAAGCAAAUCAGGGUAG